This is a messenger RNA of Mixia osmundae IAM 14324, 4416 nucleotides long. RefSeq lists its product as uncharacterized. Lineage: Eukaryota; Fungi; Basidiomycota; Mixiomycetes; Mixiales; Mixiaceae. The record is from RefSeq and is a predicted model, not a curated record. Gene Ontology annotation, cellular component: transcription export complex 2; nucleus; cytoplasm. Bases 1 to 4416 code for a protein of 1471 amino acids. The transcript has 10 exons. Gene Ontology annotation, biological process: mRNA export from nucleus.
AUGAGGGGCUCAAAGACUGCCUCGCCCGCUUCUGCAGGCUCAGCACGAGGAAGGGGCACCAGACUUCCUCGUGCGAUGCUGGAAACCGUGCUUGACCGUAACGCACGACGAGUAGCGGACGGCGCCGUCGGCUCGGGCAAGGCGUCGGUGGUAAGGGGCAGAGGCAAGAUCAGAGCAGGCUCCUCGAAGACGUGGGCUCGACCGGCUUCGACAUACGCUGAAGAUGCCGGUCAGGAUGAGGACACGACGGGCAGCGAGUCAGAAAGCGCUCAGAGCGGCUCGGAUCGCAGAGACCGCUUCGAGGCUACGACAGAACAGAAUCGCUAUGUACAACUCAAGCCAGAACGCGAGGAAGAACGCAAGCAGGCCAUACGUAGCGGCCUCAUACCCGAUCCUGACAAGCGACAUACCCUCGAUGAAGCCAUCACCUUUGUCGGAACUUGCAUGGACAUGUGUCCUGCCUUUGAGCGGGAAGAGCGGGAAUAUCAGAAGAAUGUCGACAAGCUCGAACUCACGCCGGGAACGAACCGCAUAGACGCCAGUAGAGCAGUCAAGGCUUUCCAUCGACCUGCGGCAGGCAACGAACAGCCCUUGCCGUCUGAUGUGCGCCCGCCAGAAGUCCUCAAGCUCACGCUCGACUAUCUAUUCGAGACAGUUCUAGCAAGCGAUCCUGGCUUAUCGGAGACCCAUCCCUUCAUCAGAGAUCGAACGCGCUCGAUCCGACAAGACUUCACGAUGCAACACGAGCGAGGCCCCAUCGCUAUUGAAUGUCACGAACGGAUAGCUCGAUAUCAUAUCCUCUGUCUGCACGUCUUGCGUGAUAGAGAGUCUUUCAGCGAAAGUCAAGAACUCGAGCAACUCCGCAAAGUUCUACAAUCGCUCAACGAGUUCUACGAAGAUGCACUGUUCGAGCGAAUGGACUGUCCGAACGAAGCCGAGUUCAGGUCAUACUCGCUCAUAGUACAUCUGCGCGAUUCAGACGUCAUCAGACAAACCGAAGCGCUACCAGCUCGCCUUUUCGAUAGUCAAUCGAUGCAGACCGCGCUGAGGCUGCACUCGCUAGCCCAGCGCAAUAACGAUGGUCGUGGGCGCCGUGCAGCAAACAGCGAAGCCUGUCUCAACCAUUUUACGCGCUUUUUCAAGUUACUGCAAGCCGAAAGCACGACUUUCCUCCUCGCCUGCUUGUGCGAAUCGCAUUUCAGCGAUAUCAGACGGGGCGCUCUUAAAGCGAUGAUGCGCUCAAAUCUGAGCAAUCUACCGCCGUAUCCGCUUGCUGUUCUGACGAGAAUGCUGGGCUUUGACUCGACUGAAGAGUGCGCUGACUUUUGCGUUGCUUUCGGUCUCGGUGUCAUAGACGACGCAGUCGAGCUCAAUCGUUCAUCUUCCUUUACUGAAUUCCCGGCUCUAAUACCGAUGACACGCUCUGAGCGGAUCGUGGGUAUCAAGCAGGGCUUAACAACCUUUGAGCAGAUCCUAAGCGCAAGCGCAAUCAUGAUGCAUUCAAGUCCGCCGCCUCCAAGCAAGCCAUCGCCUUUGCGUGCAGCCGCUCCCAUCUUCGUCCCUCGGCCUGCAGCCAAAAUCACUCCGCCCCGUACGCCGCUUGUCAGGGCAAAGAGCAAGACCCCGCCGAUACACAAGUCUGCAGCCCCGUCCCUGAUCCAGAAACAGCGGAAGAGCGCUAGUCCGCCCGUGCAGGUUGUCAUGCGAGAUGCGGUACCGCUACACGCACCAGAUACAAGUCAGAGCUCGCCUAUCGCCUUCCGCACUCCGCAGCGGCAGUUGUUGGAGCCGCAGACAGCUUUAGCAAGCCGAGCGCCCCUCAGCAGAAAAUCGCCAACCGUCAGUCCGCACAGGGCUGUCGUUUCCAAAGACAGCGAGGCUCAAUCUGUACAAGAUCAGAUCAUUGAAGAGCUCGCGGAUCUCAUGCUACAGCGUACAAUCCAUUCUGGUAUCCAUCAUAUCGUCACGCAAGCAGUUAUAGAUCUACGAGCAGCCCGGCGGGAGCAGAUCGCACUGAGUCGAGCACAACUUAUCGAGCAGAUCAGCGAAGACGUCGUUGAAGAGAUACUCGGCGACUAUGCACACCGACACGCUUGCUGCCAAGUGCUGUCUAUUGCAGGAGCAAGGCGCAUGAGAAGAGCGCACUGGUCUAUCUGGCGCGCCUCGGUGAAACGGGCACUAGAAGCGCGCCAGAAAGCCAGACAAGUAGCUCAGCACUUUUCCGACGUAUCGCGAGAUUUGCCGGUCAAUACGCCGGUCCGGAAUAUGAACUCUGCAGACGCUCGAUUGCGGUCAUCCCGAUUAGAAAUAAAUGACAAGCCAUUGUUCGGCGAGGAAGAGAAUGCGCUGUCCCUCUUUUGGCAGCGUGGCACCUUCUUGGCCCCCUUGAUAGCAUGGGCCCUGCAUCUACAGACAUACUCGUCCAAGCAUCUGCAAAUUGCCUUUGUCGUUGAUUCUCUGUUGACGAGUUCUGCCACUUUCUGGCGGUGCAAGCUCGGCAUGGCGCCCGAAUGCGACGUGAUCUGCAUCGAGGAGGAUGCUUUGGAUCUCAGAAUAAGCUUGGUCGACUCAGAAGACGCCUUAAAGCUUGAUGAUCAGCCUCUCGUGUUGCUGGUAGUCGACAGCGACUCUGCCGAGCUUUGUGCCCGGAUCAUAGACAGCCUAAUCGGCUAUUGCCAGUUCAGUCCCGCUGUCAUUGUCAGCACAUGGACAGAUCAGCCAGACAUCGGCGUGCAUAAGGCUUUGCACACCUUCGUACCACUACUCGAUCUGCAGCUAUGCCUAUCAUCGACGAACGACGGCAACUUUGCCGCGCUCGUCAAGGCGCUACCUCAUCGCCUGCAAUCAAACGAAGACUCCGUGCCCGCGCUUACCUACGCCGCGCCUUCACUAAAUGCCUGCUACUUGCUGAUGCCGAGUGUGCUGAAUGCUCACUUGGAUUGCUCUAUUGGUGUCAUACUGUCUGUUGUUCAGCGAUUCCUGGCGCUACUUGACGCAAUAUUGGGUGCUUUCCUCGUUUGCGCAGGCGAGCACCGGUACACAGGCAUCGUCCGAUUUCACAGACUGGAGCCCGACGAUUCGCUCAUGUGUUUGGCCACGUAUGCACGCAGCGAGCGCUACGAGGAUCAAGACGAAUGUAUUCAAGCAUCUGAUCGAAUUGCCGAAGCACUGUCGCAGCCAGCUCAUCUUCAAACAAGCAGCGCUGUGCUUGCGCUUGAUUGGCUGCAACACUUCUGGCGUUUUGCAAGAAACCAGCUGAACAGGAUGCGGAUCUCCCAGAAUAAGAUGACCGGACUCAAUCCGCACGUCAACACUAUCUUGGAUCUGCGCAUCAGCGAAACGCGUCAAGAAUGCAGAAAGCUGAUCACUGCAACGACAGCCCACCGACGGCCGCAAACCACGAAGCGCCCUGCAGAAGUAAUCGAUCUGACAGCAGAUGACCCACCGCUCGGCCCCGCCAGAAAGCGAGAGAAGCGCGUUAGCUUGAAUACUUUGAUGAAUGCUAUCCAGGUGGCUCGAUCGACGCUCGAUGCCGAUCCCACAGAUGGAUCAGUUGCUUGUGCUACGCGUCGAGGUUGGCGCAGCUUCUUCACGGUCUCGACACUGUUCGACGUGCUGUACAUAUUCCUUGUCUGCUUUGCCUUCCAUUGGCCAGCAUUGGCAAGCAAGAAAGCCUUCGGGUUCUUCCGCCCUGCAUUUCUUAGCUUGGCGACUAUGCGAGCACACGAAGCAGCCCUCAGGAAGGCACUAUACGACAUGACGUACCGACCGUCGCCUCCGUCGCCUGAUCGUAUGGGGGCGUAUCGCGAGACUCCUGAGGCAACUUCGAGCAUUCAGUGGGAAAAUCUGAUAGUAGAGAGCUUUCCAAAGCAUUAUCCCUUUGUCGAUGUCUCGGAAACGACAGCCGGCCUCGAUUGCCUGACGGGUCUCGCCAGAAACAUGGCCAUUCCUGUCGGCAAGACCAUCAAUGAAACACUGAGCAUGACGCCUUGGGUCACGCGAGAAAUAGCCGCUUUGGGCGCUCUGUAUGUCCAGCGCAGCAUUCUCAAGAAGGCCUCAUUCUCUGCCCUAUUCCAUCGUAUGGGCUAUGGCGACUCGCUAGCUAUCGAUGGUGCCGGCCCUUCAAACAAGCUCAUGCUUCUGACGGCGAUCGCUUAUGUCAAAUUCUCGCACGACGGCUUUGCUCGCUGGCAAUUUGCCAAUAUCGGUCACCAUCGGCACGCAACGGCAGCAAAAGAUUGGCAAUCCUGCACCUUUAUGAACCUUUGUCAUGGCUUCGUGCAUUGCCUUCCCAUGCUUGGCUACAGGAUCACCUUGACCGAGCUAGAUCACUGUGCGACUGUAGGAGAGGCUCAGACCCUGUCGCUAUGCCUCAAGGAGCUCUUCUCCGGUAUGCCCAACUCUACGGCACGUUGA